AUGCUGAACAUGUGGUCAUUCUUCAAAGUAACGCAUUCCGAUCGUCACAUCUCUCUUUCUGGAAUUACCGAGAUCAAGCAUCAUCCUAUUUCGCUUUCAGCAAAACACAGUAAUAGAAAAGAGUCUCCUGACCAGGCUACCGUACCAGGCUUUCCUCCGGAAGCGGCCAUCGAAGAUCUGACGAUGCAAGACAUCAUCGGACUGACCGAGACGAAACGACGUUACUCUCUCAACGCCGUGUUGGUGGGUGAUGGCGUCCUCGUCAACACGAGUAUGACAAAGAACAUCAACUCUUUCGAACAACCUACGACCCGAAUCGGACGUCUGCGGAUGGGAAGAUGUGGUCCAGCACCAGCUUUGACUAUCUUCGUCGCUUACGCUCCAACAUCAAGCUACAAAGAAGAAGAAGUCGAAGCUUUCUAUGUGGACCUGGAGAAGUUCUACCGAGAAGGUCAUGCCUCUACAAAGUCAUAA
Necator americanus (New World hookworm) is the source of this 474-nucleotide messenger RNA. RefSeq lists its product as uncharacterized. The coding region runs from base 1 to 474 and encodes 157 amino acids. The transcript is spliced from 3 exons. NCBI's taxonomy places the organism in Eukaryota, Metazoa, Nematoda, Chromadorea, Rhabditida, Ancylostomatidae. The record is from RefSeq and is a predicted model, not a curated record.